GCAGGUACUGUGUGUGCUCUUGUGCGCGUUUGUGGAAGGAGCGUACGUACAAAAACGGCCCAUCCUCGAACUCCAAGCCUGCAACUUUUUCCACCACAACGUAACACCACACUCAUUUUCCCUUCGAUUAAAGUGCCAGUCGUUCGCUUCUCGAGUUGGUCAGGAUAUUUCCAGAUUUCUCGCACACCAUUCAAGCACUUACACCUUCAUUCCUCUCUACCGAUCCAUCAGUCACAAUGAUGCUGCACUUCAUCCUCGCCAUCGCGGCCGCGGCCCAGCUCGCCGUGGCUUUCCCGACCUACAAGGCUCCUCUGACCUUGUCCAAGGUCGCCCGCCACAAGCAAUUCUGCAUCUUCCCUGAUGAAUUCGUGGUUAAGAAUUUCCACACCUGGACCCCUGAGGCUGGCAACAACCGCUCCGCCAUCGUCGAUUUCGAUUACACGGAUGACAGCGUCAUGCCUGCGAUCAAGACCAAGUGCCACUUCAACGAGACCUCGGUCAACGUUGGCCCGAAGGACCUCGCUGCUCGAUACGCCUGCGAGAACGACCUGGUCCAGUUCAUCUGGUGUGACGGCGAGCUUACCAUGAUUGAGCGAGCCUGCCCGCUGGAGACUGAGAACCGCCCCUUCGAGGCUGCCGGCUGGGUCACGCCCAACCUGGAAUGCUUCACGAGCAACCGGAACAGCACCGCUGGUGAGGGCCACGCCUGCACGUCGUCGCCGAAUGUCAUGUCUGCCGUGUUCAGCAGCCUCCAGCCGACGCCGAACUGA
Molecule: messenger RNA, 770 nt
Organism: Chaetomium fimeti
Lineage: Eukaryota; Fungi; Ascomycota; Sordariomycetes; Sordariales; Chaetomiaceae
Exons: 2
Coding region: 237-770 (177 amino acids)
Source: RefSeq, a predicted model, not a curated record